Xylaria bambusicola is the source of this 1639-nucleotide messenger RNA. RefSeq names its product SAC3/GANP/Nin1/mts3/eIF-3 p25 family-domain-containing protein. The transcript is spliced from 3 exons. Gene Ontology annotation, cellular component: nucleus. The record is from RefSeq and is a predicted model, not a curated record. Bases 1 to 1530 code for a protein of 509 amino acids. Lineage: Eukaryota; Fungi; Ascomycota; Sordariomycetes; Xylariales; Xylariaceae.
AUGUCUUGGGCAAUGCCGCCAGCGCCGGGCAUCCAGCCAGCGCCUUAUUAUCCUCAACAGAUGAACGCAGCCUACACGCCUGUUACAAUCAGACCAGGCUUUGGUCAGGCAUACCAAUCGUCACAACAGUAUUCUUACAGCGCACCUGCUAAUCCACCCCAACCCUCGAGCACAAUGUCUCCUUCCGAGCAGCAACAGCAGCAGAAAUUUGACUGGCCACAGUCUGUCCGUAAUUAUGUUCAACGAACGUUCCAGGCAUCUAACGAAAUCCCCGGAGUUGGCCGCGACGAGAAGGAGUCUCGACUCAAGGAGAUCAUCCGGUCUGAACAGGAAAGGGGAUCCAUGUUUACAACCAACUGGGAUGAAAUGCCCUUACCACAGCAAUUAAUUCUGAAGGAACGCCAACAAACCUUGCUGGCAGCUGUAGGCCCUGCGAACGCUCAAUCCAAGUCGCCCUCCUUUGCUGUCAACUCUAAGAAAAGAAAGUCAUCGGAUCUUAGCGAGUCCGAUCAGACUAAUGGUUCCACAGUGCCCUGGCGUAGUACCAAGGCUCUUUCUAUCGAAGAUCGCAUUAGCAAGCCGGUGAACGACAAACGCCUAUUAAUGGAGGGCCCUCUCACGGGAAAAAGUAAGUUUCAGAAGAACGUCGAAAAGAGACAGCGCCGCGGUGACGGCGGGUAUCAAUCAUCGUACCGGUCGCCCAGUCCUUCACCACCCUCGGGACCCAUAGUUGGUCUCAAUGAGAAUCUUGAAAAGAGAUACCUACGCUUAACGGCUGCUCCCAAGCCUGAGGACGUCCGUCCUGAAUAUGUUCUGCACCAAACUCUUGAUUUAUUGAAAAAGAAAUGGCGAAAGGAGAAUAACUAUAACUAUAUCUGCGACCAGUUUAAAUCCCUCCGACAGGACCUGACAGUUCAACACGUUAGGAACGAAUUUACUGUUUCUGUCUACGAAAUUCACGCUCGUAUUGCCUUAGAGAAGGGGGAUCUCGGUGAGUAUAACCAGUGCCAGACACAGUUACGUGCUCUCUACAGGGCUGGUAUCAAGGGCAACCCCAUCGAGUUUAAGGCAUAUCGUAUAUUGUAUUUCAUUCACACUGCGAACCGAACGGCGUUGAACGAUGCUAUUGCGGAUCUAACCACAGCAGAAAAAGAAGAGGCACCUGUCAAACAUGCUUUGAAUGUGCGUUCGGCGUUGGCCUUGGGUAACUAUCACAAGUUUUUCCAGCUUUAUCUGGACGUCCCAAACAUGGGAGCAUAUCUCAUGGAUAUGUUCAUCAAACGGGAACGACUUGCUGCACUUGCGAACAUGUGUAAAGCAUUUAAACCUGAACUCAAACUACGUUAUGUCACCGAAGAAUUGGCCUUCGAAUCAGAUGCUGAAGCUGCUCAGUUUAUCAUUGAUUAUAACCAAGAGUUGCUUGAAGAACGCGAAGAAUACAUUGCUUUCUUGACUGGAAAAGCCGGUCAGAUUUUCGAAAAUGCAAGGGCUCAAGCCUUUAGUAGAGUCGACUUGAAAGGCCAGAUAUGAUGUUUCGUCCCAACUUGCUUCCUUUUUAUCUUUAUUUUUCUCUUCGGCACCGCGCCCAUUUUCGCACAUUUUCAAGGGCUGGGCAGGAUGACUGGCCCGUAGAGUCUAU